GCUUUGCGUGCACCGCCUGCCCCAUCCCGCUCCGCCUCUGAGGCACACGGAGCCCUUGGCGGCCGCGCACGUCCCGGCCAGAAGCGCCGCAGCCCCCGCCAGCCCCUCGCGGAGAAGGCGAGCGCCUCCCCGUCCGCCCGCAGGAGGGGACCCGUCUGCCCCCGAAGCCGCCGCUGCCGCCUGCCCGGGGGCCGGAGCCGCUGCCUGCGGGCGCCCGGCGGGGCCGGCGGCCAUGGGAGCCCGGCCCGCGGGGGGCGCUCCGUAGGGUGCGGGCGGCCCCACUCGGCCCCCGGCAGCUGCGGCGAGCCCAGCGCAGCGUCCCCGCCGCCACGGGGCUGCGGAGCUGCCGGCGAGGCGAGGAGCGCCCCGGGGACGCGGCACCGCCGGUGCAAGGCGCCGCCGGCCGCCAUGGGGGAACAACCCAUCUUCAGUACCCGAGCUCAUGUCUUCCAGAUUGACCCAAACACUAAGAAGAACUGGGUUCCCACCAGCAAGCAUGCUGUUACUGUGUCCUACUUCUAUGACAGCACAAGAAAUGUCUACAGGAUAAUCAGUUUGGAUGGCUCAAAGGCAAUAAUAAAUAGCACCAUCACCCCCAACAUGACGUUUACUAAAACAUCCCAGAAGUUUGGCCAAUGGGCAGACAGCAGGGCGAAUACAGUCUAUGGCUUGGGAUUUUCAUCUGAACACCACCUUUCAAAAUUUGCUGAAAAAUUUCAGGAAUUCAAAGAAGCUGCACGAAUAGCAAAGGAAAAAUCCCAUGAAAAGAUGGAGCUAACAAGUACACCCUCUCAAGAAUCAGCUGGAGGGGAUAUUCAGUCUCCUUUAACGCCGGAAAGUAUUAAUGGGACAGAUGACGAGAGAGCGAUGCCAGAAGUGACGCAGAACUCAGAACCAAGGGCUGAACCAACACAGAACGCAUUGCCAUUUACCCAUAGCUCGACAAUCAGCAAGCAUUGGGAGGCAGAACUGGCCACACUCAAGGGUAAUAAUGCUAAGCUCACAGCAGCCCUGCUGGAGUCCACUGCCAACGUGAAACAAUGGAAACAGCAACUUGCUGCAUAUCAGGAGGAAGCAGAACGUCUUCAUAAGCGGGUGACUGAGCUAGAGUGUGUAAGCAGUCAAGCCAAUGCAGUCCACACACAUAAAACAGAAUUAAAUCAGACAAUACAGGAGUUAGAGACUACACUGAAGAAAAAAGAAGAGGAAAUAGAAGGAUUGAAACAAGAAAUCGAAAAUGCCAGAGAGCUCCAGGCACAGAGGGAUUCUCUGACCCAGAAGUUACAGGAAGUAGAAAUUCGAAACAAAGACCUGGAAGGCCAGCUGUCUGAUCUAGAGCAACGUCUGGAGAAAAGUCAGAAUGAGCAAGAAGCUUUUCGCAAUAACUUGAAGACACUUUUAGAAAUUCUUGAUGGAAAAAUAUUUGAACUAACAGAAUUACGAGAUAACUUGGCCAAGCUAAUAGAAUGCAGUUAAAGAAAAGGGGAUUUCAGUGCCAAUCAGCUUAAAGAUGCACUGUCUCUCUUCAUAGGACUGUGUUGGGCUCUGCAUCAAAGUUGCACAAAUUUAGAAAAUGCUCCUCUGAGAGGGAUUGUUUUAAAUUUGAGUUGUAUUUCAAUGUAAAAUUUAGAACUCAGCUUGUUGAAGAAAAAAAUAAGAAACAAAAACUUGAAUUACAAAUUACCUCCUUGUACAUUAUUGGCCACAAAUAACUUGAAAGAUAUUAAUAAUAAUUGAAUGCAAUCCUUUUCUAAUUAUCAGUGAUGGAAGAAUUAGCAGUGUCCCAGGUCACAUCCCCUUUUUGUGAUAGAUACAAUAGAGGUUUUCUGCUGUUUUAUUUAUUUAAGAUAUUUAAUUGCUGUGUUUUGUGCAAGAACUUAGUGAUGACAGCCCUGUAUUUUGUUGUUCAUAAUAAUUUCUCAGGGUAUGUUGCACUGUAGAGAAGCAGUGCCGGUACCAAUUUAUUCUUGCCAGGAAUGAGAGAGAGUUGCAUCUUUAAUUGAAACAAAUUUACUAUAACUGCUUGUAUAAAGUUCUUUUUUGGGUUUCUUUGGUUGUUUGGUUGGUUGUUUUUUGAUUUUUUUAUAGAUAGAUAUAUAUAUACUGGAAGAUACAGUGUUUCUUUAUGGAGCUACUCUGGUGUUCUACAAUAUUGUCCAAUGUAAGGUUUACUUUUUCAUAUGAAUUCUAUGUAAUUACAGUGAGAUGGUAUCUUCCACUUUACUAUAUUUUUAAGCCAAUCAAUGAUGGAAGGUGAGUCCCCUAGGGGAAAAAAAGCCCCAAACCCUCUGAGAAUUUUAAAUGCAAAUUCAAAAUUUUAAAUUUGACCUGCACAGAUAACAAGGAAUGGCCAGUUGUUUGUUUUCUGGCCUUGAUACAUAUAUUGAAUGUUCAAUUAACUGUUAACCUGCUCUGCGGGAGGCUUUAUCAGAAUGUCACAUGAAAUUCAGGUUCUGUGAAUAAUGACUUAUGGGGAGCACUGUUUUGUUACAGAUUGCACUAAGGGCAUAGAGCUAUUGCAAGGGAUUGCUCAUACACUGAACUUGUCUAGACAAGAAGGCUGUUUCUUGAAGUUUUGUUAUCAUAGCAAAUUGAAUUGAAGACAUAUUUACUCUUUUAUGGGUCUUCAUAUCACAUCUUUAUCAAAACUAUACCAGGCAAUAUUCUGAACUGUUAAUUAAGUGUUAAAAAACAGAAAAUUGAAUUCAAUUACCCUCCAUGAGCAGGUUUUAAAGUUGUUUUGAUGUAAUUUUAACAGACUUUUGGCAAACACACAUUUCUUUAUAGAAUAGAUUUAUUUUAAAAAACCCCAACUCUUUGAAAGGUACGCCAAAUGUCUCGUGUCUUGCAUCACAGUGCAUCCUUGCCAUAAUUUGCCUGUAAUAUUGAAGAGGGCUUUUUUAAAAUGGAUGAGCGAGUGCCAGACUUCAGAGUCGAAAGAUGCACGAACCCUUGUUUGCUCCCCAAAUUAAUUUGAAUGUUAAACAUGAAGUCUAGCUGCUUUGUACAACACAGUUUUCUUCACUUAGAGACUGAUAUUCAAAACUAGAAAAGAUAAGUUUGUUUUCAUGUGUGUACUGUGUGUAUAUACCAUAUAAUACACACGGGUUGUCAUUUAUAUUGGAAAGACAUGCUUUAUUUCUAAAAUACCUUUUUUUUCAUUUACCAGUGAUUUUUCAGGUCUCCCCUGACUAGUCAGGGAAGUGGCUUAGGUCAAAUGCUAAACUGUCAUGUAUUAUAUGGUAUGUAAUAUACACAAUGUUUACGCUUUCUCCAUAUUUUUUAGGGUAUUUUCUCACAUUUAUUAAAGGGGUGGGGGAGCUUGUUUCAUUGUGCUACUGGUUGAAAACUUUGUGGUGAACUAUGUGUUUUUUCAUUCAGGGGAUUUUAGACAGUGGUGUGUAUAUCUUCAUCAGGUCCAGAUGAGCAGAUACAGCCAGUUUUUAAUUUUCCUGGGGAUAUUUGGGCCUGAUUCUCCUGUCACUUGUGCUGCUGUAAACCAUAUGUCCUUGAUGUGAUGUCAGCAACAUUCCGUUGGCAUAACAUCUGUGGAAGUGCAAGGAGAAUUUGGCCUGCUAAUGCUCAGUGGACAUAAUAAGGAUGAAGAAAGAAUAAAAAGUUAAUGAUGGAAUAAAUGUAAUAUUAUUUUUAAUGAUAUUAUUAUUGACAUUUUUAAAGAUAUGAUGUCAUAUGUGUGGGGAAAGAGUGGACUGAAAUAUUUCCACUUAAAUUUUGUGAAUAUGUGUGGUACAUGAGCAUUUCUAUGUAUAAGUACACACACAUAUGUAUAUACAAAACAUGGAAAAAUUUAGAUGUGCACAUUUUUAAUAUUUUCCUAUUGAAAUUAAAUUUAAAAUUGGAAAUUGAUAUUUGAGAAUUUCUUUUCUCAUAGACUAGAUAUGCUUCAUUUCUUUUUUUUUAAUAAUACAAUUACUGAGGGCUGCACCUUUAAAUUCCCAAAUAGUUGCCAAACAUAAAUAUGGGAUAAGGUGGACAUACGUGCACAUAUAAAUAAAAUCCUAUGUCUAAGACUAUUUUUAAUGCUUAUGUACAGUAGGCAAGUGUUUAGAAAUUGUGAUCUAAAGUUCAUGCUUAGGUGGCUAUACCUACUGUAGCCUCUCCACUUCUGUUUUAAGAUAAAAAUUUUCUGGUUUAAACCAUUACUGUCUGCGAGACAGGUACUGCACAUUGUAUCUAUCUUUGAUGAAACUAUGGGAAUAUGUAUACAAGAACAGUGUUCAGUACAAUAGCCUGAAAACAUGACCGUGAACUUGCACUGGAGGGGAGAGCAGUCACUUUGUGUAUAACUUGUUACAUGGCAACUACAGUCUUGUAAAAAAAACAAAGCAAAAAGAAUUACCAUAAGCCUCACAGAAAUACAGAAAUAAUAAUAAUAAAAAUAAAUAAAUUAAAAAAAGGAAAAGAAAAAAAGAGGAAAAAAAGAGAAAAAAAUCAAACCCACAGUUUUUUAUUUUGAAAUACACUUGCUGUUCUCUGGAGAAUGUACUUUUACUCUUUUUUCUUUUUUCUUCUUAAAUCUUUUCAAGUAUGUGCAAGUGAUUGCAGCAGCUACCUUAAUCUUUCAGGUGCUACUGGAUUUUGCAUUAGCGUGUUAUGUUGUGAAAUCCUGACUUUGACAUAAAAGAUUUUUGUAAGUAUAUCCCCAUCUGGAUAGCUAGUUUUUGGAGUGUCUUGUUCAUAAUCCAUAUGUCUCAAUGAUCCAGAAAUUGCAUUUUUAUAUGUGGACAAAGUAAAACCUAUGAAUUAAACUGUUUGUUACAGACUGGGAGUUCCUUUUCCUGGCCAGUUUAUCCAGGAAAGAGGAGAAAAAAAUGAACUGCUAAUGCAGAAAUGCUGUUAAAGGUCUCUAAGAAAAUACAUUUUCAGGUAAAAUAUAAAUAAAUAAAUAAAGGGCUAAACCAGAUGUUACACAAAUAAGAAUUGUUUAAUGCUAUCGGUGGCAUUCCCAGGAUAAUUCCUUUAAAGAAAACCCUGCAAGAAUGAACAGUACAUCAAUUAAAGGUUAAUAUUUUGGGAUGUGUCUUCGGUUGUCAGUUGUGAAAGGUUUCUGAUUUCUGCUCAUUUUUCUACCCGUUAGAGAUGACAUUCAGAUUUACCUUCAAUAAGAGGCUAAACCUCAAUUCAUUCUGUAUCAUCUUAUAUAUUCUGUACUGAAGUGGCUGCUGAACAGCGCUCUGCAUACACUGCAUUCAAAAAUCAAAUCCAUUUUUCAGAAUUACCACAUGGAGAGAGGAAUGGAAAACUCUUGCAGACCAUCACUCUCUGUGGAUAUCGGUACUGUUGGAUAUCAGUAAAAACACUGAACUUGGUUGAUUGCAGAAAUCUUGGAUCAUGAGGCCAAAGAUAAAUCUAAAUAGAGAUUAGGUCUGGAUGUCAAAAUACAAUUAAAAAAGGACCGUCAAGAAACUCUAUCCAAAUAUGUGUAGUUCAGUCUCAGUAACUGGACAUAACUGCCAGUUAAGUGGACACCCAUACGUCAAGGGUUUUUUUCAGGAAAUGGACCUGACUCUGCAAAGCAAUGUUCAAUUGUCUUGUUUACAUUUUCUUAGUAAUGCUGCAUAUGUGCACUACCUCUGAACGGUGCUGAGCAGAGAGCAUAUCACUAAAUAACGUUAUUUAAAAUUUCUGGUUUUGCUGAGUAGCCUUAGUUCCUCGUUGUACUCCAGUUACUUCAGACAAGUAGGAUUAAUUUUCCCUAUUAUGCUAAAUGUUUCGGAACAAUGAGUAGAGUUUUUUGUUAGAUCCUGGAAUCAGUUCAGCUCAUGUCCACUGUUCUGGCCAUGCAAUCUAGCCAGAAAGCAGCUGUGAGUGUAAAUAUCGCAAUACCUCUAGAUACAGUAGACAGAAGUGGGUUUUCACACCAUAUGGGGUCUCAUAGCUUGCCUGCGAAAACCUCUCAGGGACCUGCAGUCGCCAGAACUGCUUCUGCACUGCUGGCAGCUCAUUGUAGGACCAAAGAAACACGAUAUACCCAUUUUUUUCCCUCAUUGCUGAGUCUUGCACAAGCAGAGCUCAGAUGCAACAAUACAUCUGGCAGGUUUUAUCACUUUCAGAUAAAGCCAUGGGAAGGAGAGUGACUAUCAAAAAUGCUUUCAAUUUGGGGCGGGGGGGGGGGAACCACAGAUUUCAAAAAGAUUUCUUAAUGCGGAACCUUUGUCUAGCUGUAAAAUAGGCAAGAAUGGUUUGCAUAGGGAAGGACAAACCACCUGAAAGGAUCUCACUUUCCUAGGUGUUCACAUCAUGCUGACAUUGAGCACACCUGGCUUGCCAAAACUCUGCUGUGAUUGCUAUAGGCUUCCCAAGGUCAGCACUGGGGGUGUGUUUCAUGAACACAGCUGAAGUUCUGACAGUCUGCAAACCCCAUGUCCUUUCAGUCUUUUACCUUCACAGCUCUAGAGGUUUGGUACCAGUUUUAGCCAUUGGUAGUGGUUGAUGAUGCUCCCUGUUUUUUCCUGCUAUCAGUUCCUAUCACCAGUGGUGUUUGUGUAAUAGAAUUCUGAGCUGGGUUUUAGGGUUUUUCUUUCUUUAACUUCAAAGUAGUUUCCAACUUUGUCCACCCCUGCUCUGGGGAUUCUCAUCUGCUCUUAUCUGAGCCUCAUCUCACUGCAUGGAUCCAGCAGUGUGUCAGCCGCUUUUGCUUUCAUUAGAUUGAGAGUAGCAACCUAGACAUUUUCUUGGAAGACAACUUGCAUUUCUGUGACUGCAGUAAUUCUUGAAGAGGAGGGAUUUUUUUUCCCAGUAGAUCAAGACGGAGGCAGAAACAAGGACUUUCACAAACAAUACAUGCAUCCAGGUGCUAAGGGGAGAGGAAGAGCUACACUGACAAGGUAUGUGCAAAUAUAAUCUGUGUGUAUGGAUUUAAAUAGGGUCAUGCAGAUAUUUGCAAGGUUAAUAUUUUCAGAGAGGGAACAAGACAUAUGAAAUUCUCUGAGUCUGGCUUUAUUUUGUUAAAUGAUCAAUGAUCAAACAUGCCAAGAGAAGAAGCAGUGAGAAAACCUCACAGAUGCUCUAAACAAGCAUUACCGAAACACAUCACGAGGACGUAUCUUGAAUCAGAGCUGUCUAAAAGAGAGCAAUGCAAGUAUUUUCAGAAGACAGGAGUUUGUAUGCUCUUUACUGAUGAUGACUGCAUUGCACAAAUAGAACUUCCCUAUAAGGCAUGUGUAACUCCUCAAGUCAAAAUACAGGAAUAUGUUAGGAUUGGCAGGCUGUUUUCAGAAGAAACUGAACUGAUCUUCCUGCUAAAACAAAGGGAUCCUAUACCUGGCAGCAAAAAUUCCCAUCAAGCCAAAGGAUUUCUGUCAUCAGCUAGGACAGGUGACAGGUCUUUUGCAAAUGAAUUAUAGCAACAUUGGAAACCUCCAUGAGAGAACCAGUACAAAGAUGAGAGCAGGUUUCUGUGCAACUGCUGCAGUGUGCCUGAGUCACAGGGAAAUCUAGCUACAGGACUUAGUCCAGACUGGCAGGUUGGGCAGGUGGCAAACAAUGCUGUAAGUUCUGAGACUUUUAAGGGAAUUUUGACGCUUGGGCCAAAUUGCAGUAUUGAACUGGACAUAGGUAUUCUAAAAUCCAUAAGGAAGUAAGGCCUCACAGAGUACAGCAUUAGUCAGCUCUGUGGCUGAGCAAACAACCCCACUAGGAACUGCUGGAAUGUUUGGACAUGCAAUCGCCUCCGUAACCCCAGCAGUGAGAAGGGUUUACUUGGAGGACAAGAGCAAACAGUUUCACCAGCCUUUGAGGUUGGUUUUACAGCUCGGGAGGAGCUACUAGGUGGCUGUGGAAUUUGCUGUGACGUUUCAACUCUCUUUUUUGAGGCACUGCACCAGAAGAGGGGGCUGCUAUAGAGGCAGUUGUGAGCUGACCUCCCUGACCCCCACGAGCACAGUGCUGGAUCUUAGGUGGGUGGCAUAAAUGCUGGCAUGUAGCUACUUGGACAAUAGCUGGUCACAGUAGUGUGUCAAGGGAUCAGGCCUUCAUUGGCUGGAAGGUCUUGACAGAUUUAAGUGAAGAAAUUGUAAUUUAAAAUAUUUCAGGCUAAGUUGGUUUUAGUUUGGGGGUUUUUUUGGGUUUUUUAAAAUGAAACUCCAUGAUUUGCCAUUGCAAUGACAUGUUGAUGGCUUAACAGAAAACACUGUAGUGUCCUCUUGGGAAACAGCUAAGCUCCUUCCCCUGGGUGAGCUCCAAAGGGAGCAGAAGUUAAAUUUUGCAUUCAGUUGCUUAGCCAGCCUGGUACUGACAGUACCACACACUUUCUUAUUCAGAAGCAUCCCUGCAACCAUGAGUAUCCACCAAGGACUGCAGCAGAUUUUAUCAUCUGGGCCUCAAAAGGCUAGAAGUCUUGAGUUCUCUUGGGCAGCUGAUGGCUGGGAGCACAACCGAGGUUUAUCCCAAAAGGUUGAUAGUGCAGUCUCAACAAAUGCUGGCUGGGACACAGAGUUUCUGUUCAAAGGUUGUUAUUGCAAAUUGAGAUUAAAAGCUGAAGACUUCUGCAAAAUGGGACAGAGCAUUUACUUGCAACUGUAACUGCUUUUCAGUAUUUAAAUGUGUUUUAGAUGUAAUAUAUGUUAAUUUGUACACAAAUCUAAGCAAAGCAUCCUCAUAGGCAAUGUGUGGCUCAUGUUCUCCCAGAAAACAUAGCCCACACAGAUACCUUUCAUAUUUUUUUUUUUUUAAGAGUAACAAACCUAAUCUCCUGAAUAGAGAUUUGCUCUAUCAGUCAAGCAUAGUUAACUAAUGCUACCUUUGACUGAGGACAAUUCCUGCACUCCUUCCAUCUCUUCCCAGAAUGGAUUAAUGAAAGUAGACACGGUACAAGUGUCACUCAGCUUUUCUUGACCCUGGCUGCAGGCCACAGGCACCGGAGGAAUGGCCAGACCUCACAAAAGCCAACAGCCUGACCCACUGAGCACAGUUUGAGUUAAAGUUGAAUAACAGUAAGGCAGGGCAUGCAUGACAGGCCAUAUAAAAUGCUGUUGCAGAGUGGGUGGAAAUAAUUUGCUCAUGCAGUGGUGCUGGACAAUAGAGGAGGUAAUGACCUUAGCUUUCAUCUUAGUUUGCUAUUAAGAGAAGCCCUCAACCAGUAGGCACUUCAAUGGAUCACUUAAGUGUGACCUUCCAGCAGUAGAAACCUUUAGGAAACCACUACAGGAAUGACAAAGGUACAGAUGGCUCAGCAACAAAAGUAUAGGAUUUGUAAUUUUUUUUUAGUACUGUCAAUUUUAUUUUUUAAUGCCAAUUCUUUUUUUUUUUAACACGUCACUAGAAACCAAGAGCAGUUUGCAAUGGUUUCUCUGUCAAAUUGUUUUUGCAGGACUCUCUCCACUCCAACAGUUAUUUUACUCACAGCAAGUGAGUGUGGGGGGAUAAAAGGCCAUCACUUUAUGAUGCUUCAAAUGAAGUUGAUUCAUAGAACGUCUGUUGUGUUGUUUAAAUUGUGCAUUUAACAUGCAUGGCAGUUUGAGCAUGCACUGAUGAUUUUGUAUGCUAAGAGCUCAGUUACAUUCUUACUGAAAUUUAAUGGGAUUAAAAUAAAGUACUGA
This is a messenger RNA of Chiroxiphia lanceolata (lance-tailed manakin), 9560 nucleotides long. It is a transcript of the gene HOMER1, whose product is annotated as homer scaffold protein 1. The record is from RefSeq and is a predicted model, not a curated record. Gene Ontology annotation, biological process: G protein-coupled glutamate receptor signaling pathway; regulation of store-operated calcium entry. The transcript has 9 exons. Gene Ontology annotation, cellular component: dendrite; postsynaptic density; plasma membrane. Lineage: Eukaryota; Metazoa; Chordata; Aves; Passeriformes; Pipridae. Bases 409 to 1476 code for a protein of 355 amino acids. Gene Ontology annotation, molecular function: G protein-coupled glutamate receptor binding.